CCCAACAGGUGGAGCCAUCAGAACCCCAAACCCAGGCAGCCUGAGGCAGAGUUUCACCUGCCUUUUCCACUCAGCACUCGGAUCUAUGUCUAAGUUUUAACUCUUGCUUACAAAGACUACGAGAAUUCCUUCCGCAAAACCAAGCAGCCCUCCAGCCCCGCGCAGCCCCAGCCUGCCUCCCACCACCCAGCUGCCCGCAAUGCCCUCCAGCGGCCCCGGGGACACCAGCAGCUCCACUCUGGAGCGGGAGGAGGACCGCAAGGAGGGAGAGGAGCAGGAGGAGGCACGUGGCAAGGAGGAGCGUCAGGAGCCCAGCACAACUGCCCGGAAGGUGGGGCGGCCUGGGAGGAAACGCAAGCACCCCCUGGUGGAGAGCAGUGAUACACCCAAGGACCCUGCGGUGACCUCUAAGUCCUUGUCCAUGGCCCAGGACUCAGGCCCCUCAGAGCUGUUACCCAAUGGGGACUUGGAGAAGCGGAGUGAGCCCCAGCCAGAGGAAGGGAGCCCUGCUGGGGGACAGAAGGGUGGUGCCCCAGCAGAGGGAGAGGGUGCGGCUGAGACCCCACCUGAAGCCUCCCGAGCUGUGGAGAAUGGCUGCUGCACCCCCAAGGAUGGCCGAGGAGCCGCUGCAGAAGGCAAAGAACAGAAGGAGACCAACAUCGAAUCUAUGAAAAUGGAGGGCUCCCGGGGCCGGCUCCGGGGUGGCUUGGGCUGGGAGUCCAGCCUCCGCCAGCGGCCCAUGCCGCGGCUCACCUUCCAGGCGGGGGACCCUUACUACAUCAGCAAGCGCAAGCGGGACGAGUGGCUGGCACGCUGGAAAAGGGAGGCUGAGAAGAAAGCCAAGGUGAUUGCAGUAAUGAAUGCUGUGGAAGAAAACCAGGGGUCCGGCGAGUCUCAGAAAGUGGAGGAGGCCAGCCCUCCUGCAGUCCAGCAGCCCACUGACCCCGCAUCUCCCACUGUGGCCACCACACCUGAGCCUGUGGGGGCUGACGCUGGGGACAAGAACGCCACCAAAGCAGGCGAUGACGAACCUGAGUACGAGGACGGCCGGGGCUUUGGCAUUGGGGAGCUGGUGUGGGGGAAACUGCGGGGCUUCUCCUGGUGGCCAGGCCGCAUUGUGUCUUGGUGGAUGACUGGCCGGAGUCGAGCAGCUGAAGGCACCCGCUGGGUCAUGUGGUUCGGAGACGGCAAGUUCUCAGUGGUAUGUGUUGAAAAGCUGAUGCCACUGAGCUCCUUCUGUAGUGCUUUCCACCAGGCUACCUACAACAAGCAGCCCAUGUACCGCAAAGCCAUCUAUGAAGUCCUGCAGGUGGCCAGCAGCCGUGCUGGGAAGCUGUUCCCAGCAUGCCAUGACAGCGAUGAGAGCGACACUGCCAAGGCCGUGGAGGUGCAGAACAAGCAGAUGAUCGAGUGGGCCCUUGGAGGGUUCCAGCCCUCUGGCCCCAAGGGCCUGGAACCACCAGAAGAGGAGAAGAACCCCUACAAAGAAGUUUACACAGACAUGUGGGUUGAACCUGAGGCAGCUGCCUAUGCACCACCCCCACCAGCCAAAAAGCCCCGAAAGAGCACAACUGAGAAGCCCAAGGUCAAGGAAAUUAUUGAUGAACGCACAAGAGAGCGGCUGGUGUACGAGGUGCGGCAGAAGUGCCGGAACAUCGAGGACAUUUGCAUCUCUUGUGGGAGCCUCAAUGUCACCCUGGAACACCCUCUCUUCAUCGGAGGAAUGUGCCAAAACUGCAAGAACUGCUUCCUGGAGUGCGCGUACCAGUAUGAUGACGACGGCUACCAGUCCUACUGCACGAUCUGCUGUGGGGGGCGUGAGGUGCUCAUGUGUGGGAACAACAACUGCUGCAGGUGCUUCUGCGUGGAGUGUGUGGAUCUCUUGGUGGGGCCAGGGGCUGCCCAGGCAGCCAUUAAGGAAGACCCUUGGAACUGCUACAUGUGCGGGCACAAGGGCACCUACGGGCUGCUGCGGCGACGGGAAGACUGGCCCUCUCGGCUGCAGAUGUUCUUCGCCAAUAACCACGACCAGGAGUUUGACCCUCCGAAGGUUUACCCACCUGUCCCAGCCGAGAAGAGGAAGCCUAUCCGGGUGCUGUCUCUAUUUGACGGAAUUGCUACAGGGCUUCUGGUGCUGAAGGACUUGGGCAUUCAGGUGGAUCGCUACAUUGCCUCGGAGGUGUGCGAGGACUCCAUCACUGUGGGCAUGGUGCGGCACCAGGGGAAGAUCAUGUACGUCGGGGACGUCCGCAGCGUCACACAGAAGCAUAUCCAGGAGUGGGGCCCAUUCGACCUGGUGAUUGGGGGCAGCCCAUGCAAUGAUCUCUCCAUCGUCAACCCUGCCCGCAAGGGACUCUACGAGGGCACUGGCCGGCUCUUCUUUGAGUUCUACCGCCUCCUGCAUGAUGCGCGGCCCAAGGAGGGAGAUGACCGCCCCUUCUUCUGGCUCUUUGAGAAUGUGGUGGCCAUGGGCGUUAGUGACAAGAGGGACAUCUCGCGAUUUCUCGAGUCCAACCCUGUGAUGAUUGAUGCCAAAGAAGUGUCAGCUGCACACAGGGCCCGCUACUUCUGGGGGAACCUUCCUGGUAUGAACAGGCCGUUGGCAUCCACUGUGAAUGAUAAGCUGGAGCUGCAGGAGUGUCUGGAGCAUGGCAGAAUAGCCAAGUUCAGCAAAGUGAGGACCAUUACUACAAGGUCGAACUCCAUAAAGCAGGGCAAAGACCAGCAUUUCCCCGUCUUCAUGAAUGAGAAAGAGGACAUCUUAUGGUGCACUGAAAUGGAAAGGGUGUUUGGCUUCCCUGUCCACUAUACCGACGUCUCCAACAUGAGCCGCUUGGCGAGGCAGAGACUGCUGGGCCGGUCGUGGAGCGUGCCGGUCAUCCGCCACCUCUUCGCUCCACUGAAGGAAUAUUUUGCUUGUGUGUAAGGGACAUGAGGGCAAACUGAGGUAGUGAAAAAACGUUAAACAAACAAACAAAAAACACAAAACACAACAAAACACCAAGAACAUGAGGAUGGAGAGAAGUAUCAGCACCCAGAAGAGAAAAAGGAAUUUAAAACAAAAACCAGAGGCGGAAAUACCGGAGGGCUUUGCCUUGCGAAAAGGGUUGGACGUCAUCUCCUUGAUUUUCCAAUGUUAAUCUUUAGUCCUAUUUAAAAACAACACCAAGUUCCCUCUCCCCCCUCCCCCCCUUUUUUUUUGGUCAAACCUUUUGUUUUCUACUCUUUUCAGAGGGGUUUUCUGUUUGUUUGGGUUUUUGUUUCUUGCUGUGACGGAAACAGAGGGUUUAUUGCAGCAGAAAUCAUGGUAACAAAAAAAUAGUAACAAUACCUUGCAGAGGAAAGAUAAGAGAGGAGGAAAGAAGGAAAUUCUAUAGAAAUCUAUAUAUUGGUAUUGGAUUUUUUUUUUUUUUUUUUUUUAUAUAUCUUUUUGUUGUUGUCUCUAGCCUGAUCAGAUAGGAGCACAAGCAGGGGACAGAAACUAGAGAGACACUCAGGAGGCAGAGUUCCCUCCCAGCCACUGAGCUGUCUUGCCAGCACCAUUCCUGGUCAUGCAAAACAGAACCCAACUAGCAGCAGGGAGGCGAGGACACCACACAAGACCCUUUUAUACAGUAUUUCAGGUGCCUACCACACAGGAAACCUUGAAGAAAAUCAGUUUCUAGAAGCCGCUGUUACCUCUUGUUUACAGUUUAUAUAUAUAUGAUAGAUAUGAGCUAUAUAUAUAAAAGGUACUGUUAACUACUGUACAACCUGACUUCAUAAUGGUGCUUUCAAACAGCGAGAUGAGUAAAAACAUCAGCUUCCACGCUGCCUUAUGUGCAAAGGGUUCUAACCAAGGAUGGAGAGAGGGAGAUAGCUUGGAGGUGAAUUGUCAUCAAGGCGGGCUUUUUCCCCUUGGUGUUCAACGAGGUGAAGGAGAAUUUGGGAACAGCGUUUCCCUGCUUCUCCCUGCCAAAAAGGGGGUGAGAUGAGGUGGUCGGGACCGUGGACAGCUGAGAGCGGGAUUCAUCCAGGAUCACGCAAUAACCUUUUGACUUUUUUUUUUUUUUUUCAAAAAGGAGACUCCCUCAACAAGAUGUCAGGAUGAGGGGUCUUCAUUCCAAGUUUCUCACAUUAGCCGAUUUGAGGGCUCCUCGUGGUGGGAUCAGAAAUAAUCCAGAGUGUGGGAAAGUGACAGUUCAAACCCCACCUGGAGCAAAUAAAAAAACAUACAAAACGUACUGGUGCUUUCCUGUCUAAAGUCGCCUUUUGUGUGUUCUUUUAUGAGGCCCCACCAUCCACCCUCUGUGCACAAGGUGGCUUCCGGCCCUGGAAUGUGAUGUUUUUGGUCAUCUCCAAAGGCUGCAGUUUUAUACUGGGAGGCUGACGACACCUUUUGUUAUAAUUAUUCUUAUGGUUCUGGUUAUAAUUAUGUUUGUUUUCAGAUUUUUUGUUAAGAACACAAAAACCCAACCCCCAUUCCCUUUAGGUUUCAAACCAAGGUGCGGGGAGCAGGGUGCUUCUAAGUUAGCGGUGGCCCUGGUGCCCUGGCUCCCUACCCCUCGGGCCAGGUGGGCCACCAGGCGCAGCGACAGCUGGGCGAUCCGGGAAUCUGUCCCCAAGGCCCGCCUUCCGGUGCGUCCCUCUUCUCUUCUACUUCCCCUCCUCUGGAGUCAUGUGUGUCAGGGCUGGAGGGAGGACUGGCCGUCUCUCCGUGUGUGUGAUUGGAGUGGUGUGUAUUUCUUUUUAGUGCUUUGGUCUGAUGAUAGCUGUGCUCUUACCUCGAGUCAGCAGCACCUGGAGCCCCAAGUGCACAACACUUGGUUUCACUUCCUACCGAGGCAAGCAGCCUGGUGUUGGCGGUAGGCGGGAACGGCAUUGGCGGCUCCAGGGUGAGGGCCCAAUGGGCAGAUACUUGCCUGGAUAGAUGGAGUGUAGAUAUGUGGCAUAUAGAGAUAUAUAUUUUAUAAUGGGAGGGGGGAUAGCACCUCCUGGGACCGGCAGUGCCGGGAGGUGUGCUGUCAAGCACAUAGUCCCGAGUUCGCAUCCCUAGAAACAGGGCCUAUGGUGAUAGGCGCUAUAUAAAUAGAUAGGGUCAUGUAUAAGAAAUAUUAUGUAGUGGGGAGCGGGGGAAGGGGGCUCAGGAUGCUGAGCCUCGGGUCCCGCCGCAGACAUAAGCCCCACAUCAAUCAAUCAAUCCCACACGCAUACGCAGGAACAUUUCUAUCCCGAUGCAUAGUGAAUGCACACACAGCCGGGGAGCGCCGCUUGCGACUCUUCCCAGGAUUCAGGACUUUGUGGAGUCGGCCCUGCAGCUCUUUACCUCUGUUGCCCUGAUUGCAGGUAGACUGUCAGUCCCAGAAGUUGCUAGGUGCUGAAGGCAGGAAGAGGAGGAGGAUUAUUUAGCAGGUGCUCUCCUCUAGCAGGUAGCGUUCUCUCUCUUUUGCCCCUGGUGAUGUCAAAAGAUUCUUCUGUUAGCAACUGUGAUACUGACCUGCAACUCUAGGCACCAGUCAAGUCAGCCCUCAACUCCCCCUACCUAUUCUCCCCCCACCAAAAUACAGUUCACAUCCGGGUCUGUCUUGGCCAAGGGGCUUCCAUUUAAAAAAAAAAAAAAAAAAUGGGACAGUGACCCUCAUGUUUUGAAUAAAGCAAAUUAGUAAUUGGUGACAAAAUUAAACCGAGGCUUUGAAUCCCUUGCUCAUUGCUCUGGCUAAGCUCGCAGCCAGUAGCCAGUGUCCUCCUUUUAGGGGUGCUUAGUUCUGGACCCUAAUCUACUCAUUUCCUUGUCAGAUUGGCCCUGAAGAUCACACCCAGUUGCUUCCUGCCAGCUCUGUGACAUGGUGGCAGGUGGUAAUGGUGGGCCCCCAGGGGGCUGGAGUGGCCAGGAGGGGGGGAUGCCUUUGCCCCUCCCUCUCUGGAGUCCCUGUACCUGACUGGUGCUCACCCUGUCCCCUUGUGCUCCAGCUGGCUCCAUCUCCCUGGCCUGGAGACCACCAGCACCACUCUAGGAGGGCUGGGGGGAGGAGGGCUGUCUCAGGUAGCCCAAGGUGCUCCCUCCCCCACUGGCCAGUGCGCUAAGGUCUUCCCAGCCCCCAGUGUCAGGACAGCCUGGGCCUUCCUCUGCAAACACUCAGCAUUUGGGGCUCUCCUAGGCCUUUGUCCACUGCUCAUGUGAAGUUUUCCUUUCCCAAUGGCUCAAGCUCCACCCCAAGGGGUGGUGUGGGGAAGAGGCUUGGCAGCCAAGGAUGUGGCAAGCCUGAGGAUUAGCAGGCCAGCCCGCUUGCUCAGAGAAGGUUCGCUGGGGCUGAUUCUUAAGAGCACUUGUUCCAGCCUAGCAACCUGACGAGGCCCUAGAAUGGACUAGGUGCCCCUCGCAGAGAUGAGAGUUAACGAUCACCAACCAACCUGUGGGGUCAGUCCCACAAUAGAACUUGGUGGGUGCAGGGGACCUUGGGAACAUGCCCACUUGGCCUUGCCAGGGUGCUCUUAAUCUACUCCCAACCAUAGGGGCACUUCUGGGGACAGGUCAUCUAAAGGGGAGCUGUGCUCCGACAGGCAGAACCAUUCAAGGAGUAAGGUGGGGGUGAUUGCGCUAGCUGUGGAUGAGGCUGAGGGUGGAACAGUGGAACAGGAGAAACCAAAAAGGCCCAGGGAAGAUUUUGGGGUAUGUUCCCAGUGGGAUUUUCUUUCUAAAGAGCAGGCCUGUUUACCCCUGAAAGCGAGGGCUUCUAGAGACUGAGGAUGAUGCCUCCUUAAUUACUGCAGGUGCCAAGUGGACUGUGGUGCCAAAGAGGUCUGGGGGAGGUAGCUGGGGCUCAUGCCAGGGUGGCGGAGCCCUUGGUUGCCUGUCUGAGGAGGAAGCUAGUCUCCAACAGGCAGCUGCUGAGCCCGUGGGCCUCAGGCUGGCUGGUGCUAACGCCUUUCCCCGUGGAACCUGCUGGAAAACAGUAAGCUGGGGGAGCAGCAUUGGAGGAUUUGCUGUUGGCAGAUGACAUUAGUGUGUUACUAUCAGUUUUUUUCUCCAGACCCCAGAACCUUCUUGCUGUUGGACAUUCUGUUAGCAGACUUCUCAGGAGAGCAUCCAGGACUUCUUAGCUUUUGGGACAGGCUUGGGAGUGGUUGGCUAGUGGAGAUGCCUGUGUGAUUUUUGGCCGAUCAUUAAGGUGCAGAUGGGGACAGGCAGACCCAGUGGGCAGGAAGACUGUUGGACUUUGAACUAGUCUAACGAAGACAGGCUCCCCGCUCUUCCUGCUUAGCUGGCAAUUCUGGGGAAGCCUGGAUGGGAGGGAGGCACCAUCUCCAACACAGGAAGGUCUGUAACUGGAGCAGAGAGGAACCAUCUGGGAAAAAUACAGGAAAACUGGAACCGGUAGUCUCCAUACCUUUGAUUGUAUAUGUGAAGUGGAUCCUAGAGACGUUUUGAACUGUCGCUGUCCUGCUUGGUGCAGAGUUGCUGUGGCACUGGUAUCUCUUAGAGGUGUCGUUUUCAGGAAACUUACAGGAGCCCCUUGAGCUGUGGGCUCGGGCCUGGGGCCUGACUGGCACUGAGGUCUGAAGAGGGCAGGGCUCUUUCCCUUGUCAGGGCAGUAGCAGAGCCACGGUUCUGCUGAGAACUGAGUUUCUAGCCACGCCCCAUUUUGAUCCAAGAGGUAAGGAAUCUGAAUUUAUCAUCUGUUGUCCAAUCUAGUUGCUCCCAGUCCUUGUGAUUAGAGGGGACCCUGGAGCUGUCCUGCCCUCUGGCUGGAAGCAGCUGAAGCCCCUCCUACCCCAGGAUGGGACAGGUGUGAUGGAGGGCUGGCCAUUUCCUGCUGACAAGUGUUUGGAGGCUCUGGGAAGAAAGCAUAGGUGAGGAUGGACUCCACUGUUCUAGCAGAAGGUCUCAAAUCUUUACAUCUUGGUAAAGAAAGGCCGGGGUCUUUGGGAAGCGAGGGCAGCCCGUCCUGCACCUGUGUGUUGCAGAGACCCAGUGAGGUGGCCUUUGGUUGGUGACCUCUUGCUUCUCGCUGACUCUAGGCAGUGGAGUUUGGGGGAGGGCCGCAUACCAGGUCAAACGCAGUGAAGACAAGGAUGGAGGGUCCCUUUUCUAGUCUUGACUGGCCAAAUUGCCCGGAGGCCCAAGGACUCCUGAAACUGGAAAACUCCCCCCAUGCGCUCCCUCGAGGGACGCAGGAGGGCGGCUUUCUCAAACCCCGGUCUAGCGGCCUCCAGCCCGAGCCUGAGGAAAUGAGCAGGGAUCGAAAGCCUCACCUUAGUCCCAUUUCACUUCGCAGACUGAUUGGGUUGCACAGCCCUAGAAUCCAACAACAACCACCCCAAAAAGAAAAUGCCGAAAUUCCUUAGAAUACGCAGAGGGAGGAGGUGACUCAACAAGGUGCUAAAACAUUUUAUUAAAAAUAUAUAUUGUUAAAUUAAGUCUGCUGUCUGGACAAUGACUGUUUGUUUUGUUUUCUUGUAGUGGAGUUUAAAAGAGACUAUUAUUUUACUCUGAUAUAUUAUUAUUAAAAAGGCAUUUUAACUUUGUACUUGAAAACUAAAUGAGCGAUUUCAUGUGUUUUAGCUGAGGCAUUGAAGUAGCGGGUGCUUACUUAUUUGUGGGAAAUCAUGUAUUCAUGCUGAAGAAUAAACUCCGUAGCCGAUUUGGGAAUAACUUUUACUGUUACAGACGAUUUCGCUUUGACCCCGUUGGCAGAGCACUUUCACUCCACAUUCCACGCAGCUAAACGCAGGACUUCCUCCCCGACCCGACCCUCCCCAGCCCCCUCCUUCCCUUUCUCUUCAGUUCCUCUUUGUUUCUUUCAUAUUUUUUUUUCCUGGUUCCAGCAUCCUUUCACCACUGUAUUUUUUUUUAGGGUUGCUUCUCUAUUUAUUGACAAUAAUAAUGUACAUUUCACAGUCUGGUUCUGGGGCAUCCGGGCGGGGCACGUGCGAGGGGCCCGAGCGGGUCCCCAGCCCAGCCCCCGGUGUUCUGUUGUAUCUCUGUGUGUGAUGCUCGUGACAUAGCUGUUUAUGAAAUAAUUAAAGAGGUCAAUGCGUACAGCAGAUGUAGAAAGUCUGUCAGUUCCGCCUUCAUCACAUUUUUUGUGCCCAGAAGAAUAUAAUAAAGCUCCUUUCUAAUGUACUUGUGCUGGAGAACACUUGAAUAAAUGGACUGUUUUUGUGCAAAAAGAAAAAUGGAAAAA
Molecule: messenger RNA, 9164 nt
Organism: Miniopterus natalensis
Lineage: Eukaryota; Metazoa; Chordata; Mammalia; Chiroptera; Miniopteridae
Source: RefSeq, a predicted model, not a curated record